AUGAAUAUACCGGAAGAUUUUAGGUUAGGAGAUGGUAAAAAAAUUACCAAAAAAGAUUUCGGUUAUUUAUUAAAGAUUCAAGGAACUCUUUUAAGUGGAGAUGAAGAAGAAGUACGAUUAGGAAGCGAAGGUGAUGAACUUAAUGAAUUAGAAUUGCCCAUUUGGGAUUCUUUUGUUAAAGUUAUUUUUCAAGCUAGUUUAGUUUUAGAUCUAAUUGUUAAUAAAGAAUAUGAAGAUGCAAAAACACAAUUAGAAAUUUUAAAAACUUGUGAAAAUGAAGCCAUACCUAAAUUUAUAAAUAUUCAAAGUAAUCCUGAAGCCAAAAGCAAAUAUCCCACCUUAGCAAAAUAUAUUUCAGAAGACUUUCAAACUUAUUCUCAAGUGCUAGAAAGAAGUUUAGAUUUAAGUGAAUCUCGAGAAUGGCAGAGUAAAUCCGGUUCACAUGCUUCGCAUAUUCCUCCACCUCUUUCUUCCAAGUCCGGUUUUGAAACCUUCGAUGAUUUUUCUCUUCAUAGCGGAUACUCAAGAAAAAGUUCAAAAUCAGGUUCAGAUUCAAGUGGAACUUCUAUGGCAACAGCUAACGAAGAAAUACUAAAAACUAUUUCAGAAAAAAUAAAAGAGUUGCAAGCGAAAGAGGUUAGUGAAAAAGAACCAGAUAAGAAAAUAGAACUUAUUACCGAGCAAGAAGAACAAGAAUACAAUGAAAUAAAAAAUGUUGAUGAAUCCAAAGUUUUUCUUGAUAAGAUUAGAUCUAAAUUCCAAGAGACGGGACAAACCUUGACUUUUAAGAUUUUAGAAGAAUUAAUCAUUGAAUAUCUUGAACUUUUAGAAUUUUCGAAGAAAUUUAAAACAAUGUUUGAACAAAAAUAA
Funneliformis geosporum is the source of this 870-nucleotide messenger RNA. NCBI's taxonomy places the organism in Eukaryota, Fungi, Glomeromycota, Glomeromycetes, Glomerales, Glomeraceae. The record is from the annotation of a GenBank genome assembly.